Manis pentadactyla (Chinese pangolin) is the source of this 2154-nucleotide messenger RNA. Its product is annotated as vascular non-inflammatory molecule 3-like. NCBI's taxonomy places the organism in Eukaryota, Metazoa, Chordata, Mammalia, Pholidota, Manidae. Bases 115 to 1650 code for a protein of 511 amino acids. Gene Ontology annotation, molecular function: hydrolase activity, acting on carbon-nitrogen (but not peptide) bonds, in linear amides. The transcript has 7 exons. The record is from RefSeq and is a predicted model, not a curated record.
UCAUGAGAAAAUUUCAAUAGCUGGUAGUGGGCAGGGCUUUAACAUAAAAGUUUUUCCAGUGAUACAAAAUAUAGGAAUUUGGGUUUGUCUAUCAAAAGUCAUUCAAUUUUGGCUAUGAUUGCCUCCUAUUUUCCAAAAUAUGUGGCAAUUUUUGCCCUCUUUGUCCUGAGUGUUGGUGCGCUGGACACUUUCAUUGCUGCAGUGUAUGAGCACGCUGUUAUUUUACCCAAUAGAACAGAAACACCAAUUCCAAGAGAAGAUGCUUUGCUCCUGAUGAACAAGAACAUGGAUGUUUUGGAAAACGCUGUUCAACUGGCAGCCAAGCAGGGCGCACAUAUCAUUGUGACUCCAGAAGAUGGAAUUUAUGGCUGGGACUUUACAAGGGAGACCAUUUACCCCUAUCUUGAGGAUAUCCCAGACCCUAAGGUGAACUGGAUUCCAUGUAAAGACCCCCAGAGGUUUGGCUACACUCCAGUGCAAGAAAGACUCAGCUGCCUGGCCAAGAACAACUCUAUCUAUGUUGUGGCAAAUAUUGGUGACAAGAAGCCAUGCAACAUCAGUGACCUUCAGUGCCCCCCUGAUGGUCGUUACCAAUACAACACUAAUGUGGUGUUUGAUUCUGAGGGGAGGCUGGUGGCACGUUACCAUAAGUACAACCUUUUUGCCCCUGAAAUUCAAUUUGACUUCCCCAAGGAUUCAGAACUUGUGACUUUUGACACUCCCUUUGGGAAGUUUGGCAUUUUCACUUGCUUUGACAUUUUUUCUCAUGACCCAGCUGUGAUGGUGGUAAAUACAUUUCAGAUUGACAGCGUUCUCUUCCCCUCAGCAUGGUACAACUUGCUGCCCCUCCUCUCAGCCGCUCCCUUCCACUCGGCAUGGGCCAGAACCAUGAGGGUCAACCUGCUUGCUGCAAAUACGCAUGACACCAGGAUGCACAUGACAGGGAGUGGAAUCUAUGCCCCGGAAGCAGUCAAGGUCUAUCACUAUGACAUGGAGACAGACAGUGGCCAGCUGAUGCUCUCAGAAUUGAAGUCCCGGCCUCGAAGUGAACCCAGCUACCCAGCAACUGUUGACUGGCGUGCAUACGCCACAGGUGUCAAGCCGUUCUCCUCUGAGCAGUCACAUUUUCCAGGGAUGAUUUAUUUUGAUGAAUUCACCUUCACUGAGCUUAAGAAAAAUGCAGGAAAUUACUCGGUUUGCCAGAAAGACCUGUGCUGUCACUUAACGUACAAGAUGUCUGAGAAGCGCACAGAUGAGGUGUAUGUGCUAGGAGCUUUUGAUGGACUACACACAGUGGAAGGCCAGUAUUACUUACAGAUAUGCACAUUAUUGAAGUGUCAAACCACUGACCUGGGAACCUGUGGGGAGCCUGUGGGGUCAGCUUUUACCAAGUUUGAAGAAUUCUCUCUCAGUGGCACAUUUGGAACAAAUUAUGUUUUCCCACAGAUCGUUCUAAGUGGAAGUCAGCUCACUCCUGAAAGACAUUAUGAGGUUUCAAGAGAUGGACGUCUGAAGAACCGAAGCAGGACCCCUUUGCCUGUCUUAGUUAUGGCCCUGUAUGGAAGAGUGUUUGAGAAAGACCCUCCACGCUUGGGACAAGGACCUGGGAAAUUACAAGGAGCCCCUUCACGGGCACCCUUUCAGGAUUAGCCUGGCAAAGAGGGGACAAAAAAAAAUGAGAGCCCUUCGUGUCUGUUUAAAAGGGAUGUCAUAAUUUACUGAAACAACAAACAAACUAAAGAUUUUAAAAAGCAAUGGAUGUGUGUACAAAUUUUUCCUUUUACUUAUUUGAUAUAGCCUAAACCCAUUUAUGGGUGCUGCAUUCACCAUUCAUGUGCAUUAAGUAUGUGCAAGCUUGCAUAUGUGUAGUGGAACGUAUAUUUAAGUGGAAGGAGGGCCUAGGAAAAUCCUUUUAUGGUAAUAACUGUAAUGUAUGCAAAUGUUGCUACAUUUGUAAGUACACAGGGCAAACUGAAUAUGCAGAGAGUUUAAUUCUUGUCAGUGAAGACACAGCAAGUUAAAAAACAAGGGCAUCUUUUAAAAUAAUUAUGACCAACUUUUUAAGGAAUUAAAAUUGUUCCAUUAUUCUACUCUUUAUUCUACUCUAUGGUCUAUUUGUAUGGAAAUUAGACAGAAAAUAAAUAAAAAACAAAA